Molecule: messenger RNA, 1045 nt
Organism: Neltuma alba
Lineage: Eukaryota; Viridiplantae; Streptophyta; Magnoliopsida; Fabales; Fabaceae
Product: protein FAR-RED-ELONGATED HYPOCOTYL 1-LIKE
Exons: 3
Coding region: 122-892 (256 amino acids)
Biological process (GO): response to red or far red light; maintenance of protein location in nucleus
Cellular component (GO): cytoplasm; nuclear speck
Molecular function (GO): nuclear import signal receptor activity
Source: RefSeq, a predicted model, not a curated record
UCCAUGGCAUUGCAUUUGGCUUUAUAAAGUUUCGAGCUUUCGGCAUGGGGUGAUCAUCACUCACUCUCUCUCUCUCUCUCUAUCUGAGUUCUGAGACUCUUCUUCUUCCUUCUGGAUUGAGAUGGAAGCUGAAAAUCAGAAGUCAUCUCAAGCAAACAGAUUCCAAAUGGAUGAUGUUCGCAUGACCCACAUUGUCGAAUGGAAUAAGAAAAGAAAGUUACAGAUUGAUCAAUUGGAUAUGCUCAGACCAAAGCAUAAAUGCUGGGUUCGUAGUUUCCCUUCUGAAGAGGCUUCAAUAUUGGAUGAAAAUUUAAGGUCAGAGAGAAUGCAUGACCUUCCUGUAAAUGGCAAACCAGGUGCUUUGGUACAUGAUGAUAGGCCAUCCCCUGUAUCUGCUGAAGACAGCAAUAGUUUCGCUGAAGAUUCUGAUGCUUCCAUGUCUGUAUAUGAGGAAGUUAGACUUGAAGCAGAUAGUGCGAAGACAUUCCUAUAUGGCAGGCCUUCUAAUUCUUUUGUCAAUUGGAACGGCUAUAAUGUUAAGGAUGUAACAAGUAUUGAGAAGACAAUAUCUAGUGAGGAGGACAUAUUUACUGACAGAGAAUAUAAUCAAUCGUAUCAUGAGGCUGAUAUACAAGCUUUGCAGAAUCUUGAGGAGCAGAUUGUGGGAUGCGAAAAGCUUAAGGAUGAUUUAUACUCAGAGCAUGCUAAAGACAACUGUGAGGAGUCUAUGGAUAAGGGAUUUGAAGAUCUUCUCUAUUCAAGUGGGGUGAAUCCUAACGUGUACGUCCUUUCCUCUGGAAGAUGGGAAGUAAACCAAGAGGCGCAAUCAAGUACGAGGCCACCAACGAUUGAUCAGGAAUUUGAGGAGUACUUUUCCAUGCUUAUGCUGUAGCAGCAGAGACUGUUGUAGUGGAGCAGAUGAAUAAUGUAUAUAUUUAAUGUUAAAUGCGCCUGUUGUAUAUAAUGUUUUGAUUGACAUAACUAAGUUAUACUAACUACGCUGAUAACAUCUUCAAAUGGUAAUAUCCCUCCGUUGUUUUAUUCC